AUGCCAGUUAUUUUAAUAUCAAAGCCAUGUCCUUAGAGACGAAUAACUUAAACAAACCGAGCAUUAUAAUUCAUGUAUGCAGUGAGCACGUUAUCGUGUUACAAUAUGUAUCUACAGGAGCGGUGACUCGUGCCUAUUUAGCAAUGUAAAUAUGCUUCUUUUUUCUUAACGUUAACUUAACAUUGUUUCUCUAUAAUGCUUAGGAUAAAUUAAAAAAUCGCUUUAAAAAAAGGAAAACACAUUGUUGGUCUGCAGCAAAAAGGCUUAAAGUGUCUGUGAAACCACGCCCACUGCUUUGGAGAGAAUCAAGGUCAUUCACAAAUUCACCAUCAGCUGUGCGCAAUUGUCUUCGCCAGCCAAUGGGCGAAGAGGUACGCUGAUCUCCCAUCCCCGCAGCUGUGAUUAGCAAAGCUUGUGGGAGCUGGGGACGGAGAGGAGCGGUUGAGCUUGAAGGUGAGGUCAUCGGUGUUACAGUCAGAACUUCAUGGACUAGGCCGGAGGCGUAUUGGUGGUGAUUCACCAGAACGGUACUGCGCAGGUCUACGUGUUCGCGCAAUAUCCCCAUCUCCAAAACAAACCGGACAGUUCGUGGUUGGAGAGCUUCUCCCAUCCCUCUUUGGUGUGCGCUGAACUUUUUUAAGAAACUUUUUAGAUUUGGGAUCCACGUUAUUGAUUAUCUCUCACGCAGUUUGGAAGAUGUCUGAAAGGUCGCAGAGUCCGGAGUGCCAGAUCAGGCCGUACGACUAUAGUCGGACCAACCCAUGCACCCAGGUUUUGGGUCAUGAUGGUUCGGGCGGCUCUGCGUCAUUCCAGCUUCCCCACGGCAUGCUGCCGGACCCGGGCCUCUUCUACAACAAAGCCGCUUACGGUGGCAUCCCACCAGCAUCCGCGCAGACCUUCUUCGCCUUCCCGCCCGUCACCAGCGACUACAGGGGAUCCGAUCUCCAGGCUGGAGAGUUUGGGCAACCCAAGCACUGGUAUCCGUUCGCCGGGCCCGAGUACACCGGCCAGGUACCCGUUGUAACGGUCGCCACCCAGCCUACCAACCUGAGUCCCUCCAUUGCCGAGACCCGGGAGCAAAUCAAGCUCCCCGACAUAAAGACUGAGAAGGACACCAGCAAUGACUACUCGACGGAGAUUAAGGUUCAGCAGUACUCCACGGCGCCGGCCUCCGCCGCCAUGUCCCAUGGAGUCUUCUACUCUCCGGCCUGGAACCCGUCCUUCUGGCCCGGGAUCACCCACAUUACAGCCCCCGGUAGCAGUAAUCAAAAUCCUUCAACAUCAUCUGCGUCUUCCCCAUCUAUGUCCCCCUCUCCCCCAAGCAACGGCCUGCCAGGGAACGCAUUUUUUAGCGUCAACACUACCCAGACGGCCGCGGGUCCCCAGACGCAGAACCCGGCCUCCUCCACGCGGAGCAGCGGCUCCUCCAGCGGCGGCUGCAGCGACUCUGAGGAGGAGAAUCUUUCCACAGAGGAGCUGGAGCUGUUCGCCAAGGACCUGAAACACAAGCGCAUUACCUUGGGGUUCACUCAAGCCGAUGUUGGCCUUGCCCUGGGUAACCUUUAUGGUAAGAUGUUCAGCCAGACCACCAUUUGCCGCUUUGAGGCUCUGCAGCUCAGCUUUAAGAACAUGUGCAAGCUGAAGCCUCUCCUUCAGAGAUGGCUGAACGAGGCCGAGACCUCGGACAAUCCCCAGGAUAUGUACAAGAUUGAGAGGGUAUUUGUUGACACCAGAAAGAGGAAGAGAAGGACCAGUCUGGAGGGAGCUGUGCGCUCUGCUCUGGAGUCUUACUUUAUCAAGUGUCCCAAGCCCAACACCCAAGAAAUCACACACAUCUCGGAUGACCUCGGUCUGGAGAGGGAUGUUGUCCGUGUGUGGUUCUGCAACCGAAGACAGAAGGGCAAGCGCCUGGCCUUGCCUCUAGACGAGGAGUGCGACGGCCAAUACUACGAGCAGAGUCCUUCCCCACUGAACAUGGUCACCUCCCCCAUUUCCAGUCAGGGCUACCCUACAUCCAGCUACCACGGUGCCCCUCCUCCGACACUCUACAUGCCCCCGCUUCAUCGGCCUGACCUCUUGAAGCAAACCCUGCACCCUGGACUUGUUGGUCACCUGACUGGAUAAACUCAGGAGCCAGAUUGCCUUCCCGCGCCUCUGUCCAACCUCGACUAAAAGCUGAAGACGAGCCUCUCCACCCAGUCCCCAGAUCAUGGGAUGGAAGCGGUCCAAGUGGGGAGGCUCGUCUACUGGCCGCAGCAGGGUGAUUGAUGAAAGUGUUCCUGUUUUGAUGGUGAAAUGUAUCAAACUGCCACGGGCAACAUCCUCUUACAAUGACCAGCAACUGCUUCAACCUAAAAGCAAGCAUUUAAAACUGAAUAUGCCUGUUUUCUUGGAUAAUGCGUAGUAAGUUAUUCAAUAGGCUUUAUUUAUCAUUUCAUGUUUAGAACGAUGUCAAAAGGAGGUUUUGAUGACUUGUUACAAUACGUGGUCCAGUUGUUGGCUGAGAAUGGUUGUAAAUGGGAGCUGAGUUAAAGAGCCAAGGACUUCAGUUUUUGUUAAAUCCCGGGCAUGUUUUCUGUGACGCAGGUGAGGAAAGAUCGACGGCUCAUCAAUGUUUGUGCAAUACUUUCUUUGUUUAAUCUGAAUAGAGCAGCUGCUGUAUUUGUCUGAUCUGCAAAGUUUCCCACGUUUUUGCACAAAGUUGCCUUUUUGUAUUGGAAAAUAUAUCUGUUUUUGUUUCUUUCUUUUUAUUUUUCUAUAAAAGAAAAUGCCCUGCUUGUAUACUGAACAUGGGUUUUGACCUUAAAGUUGUUGCUAAUCAGUCUUUCGCCAAUAUCGUUGGCAUCAUUUAAGGGGGGGGGGGGGUGAUUUUAAGUAAUUUCAGGAAAGGUGAUAACUUGUUACGCGUGUUUUAGCUGCUAAUCUGCCAUUUGCACACAAUAUUUUUCUCAAUGUCUCAGGUGAAUUGUGAUAUUAGGUCAACUCUGACCCAGCUCAAUUGUGCUGUCAAACUGUAUUUCAUUAGUGCUUGUUUUGUUUUUAUUGUAAAGGAUUUUUAUGUUUAUGAAAUGAUGAAUAACACCAAAUACUUGAGACUGCUUAGUGGAGUAUUUCUCUCGGCUGGUCUUGU
Pseudoliparis swirei is the source of this 3130-nucleotide messenger RNA. RefSeq names its product POU domain, class 5, transcription factor 3 (gene pou5f3). NCBI's taxonomy places the organism in Eukaryota, Metazoa, Chordata, Actinopteri, Perciformes, Liparidae. Gene Ontology annotation, molecular function: DNA-binding transcription factor activity, RNA polymerase II-specific; RNA polymerase II cis-regulatory region sequence-specific DNA binding. The transcript has 5 exons. The record is from RefSeq and is a predicted model, not a curated record. Bases 697 to 2124 code for a protein of 475 amino acids. Gene Ontology annotation, biological process: regulation of transcription by RNA polymerase II.